AUGUCAGAAUCAGCAUCAAAGCAGGCAUCUCAACGAGCAGACGGGAGCUUGAGGAAGGAAGUGAGGGUGAGGAAAGGGUACGUCCCUCCAGCUGAGGACAUUCAAGAGGAACUCUUGCGCAAGAAGCCAAGGACCGAAGAGCAGGACGAGGUCGAUACCAACGAGACGAAAGCAGAGGACGUGACCACCACCAGCAGCAGCAGCAUUACUUGUUGGGAUGAAUAUUUGCAUGCCUUCGGGUCCUCUGAGAUUCGCAAGUGUCGUGAAUGUACAGUCCAUGCUUGCUCUGUUGGUUCCAAUGCUGUCAAUGAGGACAGCUACGCCAUCGGGGAAGAGAACGUCUUCGCUGUGUUUGAUGGCCAUGGUGGCCCUGAAUGUAGCCGCUGGAUGGCAAGACACGUCAUCUCAGAGUUUGACAAGAUUUGUCCUCGGAACGGCACCAAGAAGCCGAAAGAGAAGGAGACUGAGAAGCAGGAGAUGAAGAAGAACCUCAAGACUCUCUUCGCGCGGCUGGACGAUACCUACAUGUCAAACUAUGGCGCUCAAAACCCCUUCUGUGGGUCCUGCGGUCUGCUAUGCCACGUGAGUGGAGGGAGUAUAUGGUCAGCGAAUGUGGGAGACAGCCGUGCUGUGGUUGUUCGCCGUGCUGAGAAUGGAGUCCUGAAGGCGAUUCGUAUCACAUCUGAUCAGAACACAAGUUGUGCUCGGGAGUGUGAGAAAGUUUGUAAACGAUCAGGCGACUUUUAUGCGAUCAGGCUGCACAAAGACGACGAGCUGGCUCAGAAAGCAGACCCUACACUUGACUGCAAGAAGAGAGUCGCGGGAACCCUCAUGGUCACGCGAGCUCUUGGCGAUGGUUUCUUGAAGGACCCAAAACUUUGCCCUGACAGCAUGAAAGACAACAUGCCCUAUAUAACAAGCAAACCCCAGGUGAGGGAAACCGUUAGAGGAAGCAGCGACUCGUUCCUCAUUAUCGCCUCCGAUGGAGUCUGGGACAUUCUCGAUGACAACGAUGUCGCCCUCGAAGUCAUGAACGCGUACAAGAGCAGCGGGGACUCAAAGAAAGAUCAUUCCCAGCCUGUGGAGACCAAUCUCGCUGUUGCCGUGGCGAAGGCGGUGAUUCAGGAGAUGAUGACUCGGAGAUAUGUGAUGCUGGCAGAGCUCAGUCAAAUGAAAGCAACUGAGCGGAGGCAUUAUAUCGAUGACGUCACGGUGCUCGUAGUCGACUUGAAAUCUUGA
Molecule: messenger RNA, 1239 nt
Organism: Guillardia theta CCMP2712
Lineage: Eukaryota; Cryptophyceae; Pyrenomonadales; Geminigeraceae
Exons: 8
Coding region: 1-1239 (412 amino acids)
Biological process (GO): protein dephosphorylation
Molecular function (GO): protein serine/threonine phosphatase activity; cation binding
Source: RefSeq, a predicted model, not a curated record